AGAAAUGAUUAGCAGAAAACAGAAGGCUUGACUAAAUGACUAAAACAGACGUUUUUUUUUUUUUUUAACUUUUUUUUUUAUUAUUAUUAUUAUUCAAUAAUUGAAAAUAAGUAUGGCUAUGUCACAGUGUCUGGAUGAUUUACCGGACUGGAGAAGGUCGGAGGUGCGGCACGAUUCAAACCUAAAAGAUUUAUAUAAUGAAAGGCACCGACUUGCCCUGGAAACGCUGGUAUCCGAAGGAAUCGACUCCUUUACAGAUUUUCUGAACAAGGAGAGAAUUGCGAACUUUUUAACCGAUGACGAGAUCAGACGAAUCUCCCGUGCCGCGGUUGUACCGAGAUGCGUUUCCCUGGUUGGGGACGAUUCUCAUUUAGAGCAACACAGCACAUUGGAUUGUUCGUCUGCCACGUAUUUCCCCGAGGUUUCCGACCUGGAGCCCCCGGUUUUAGAACUCGGUUGGCCCGCUUUCACUACAGGGUCGUUCCGUGGAGUCACGCGCGCUGUAGCCUACUUUCAGCCAAGUUAUGGAGAAAGCAUUUACAGCUGCAAAGAAGCAGUAAGAAGGAUGAUAAAAAAUGCAAAAGAGGUGAUUGCCAUAGUAACCGAUUCACUAACAGACCUGGACAUUUUCCAUGACCUGCAGGAGGCAUGCACGCAAAGGCGUGUCCCUGUGUACAUCCUACUAGACCAGGCAUCUCUCCCAGCAUUCAUACAAAUGUGCAAAAACCUUAACUUGCAACUUGGUGACCUACAGCUAAUGAGAGUGCGGACACUAACAGGUUCAACUUACUACAUGCGAUCUGGUGCUCGAAUUACUGGGAAGGUUCAUGAGCGGUUUAUGUUGAUUGAUGGAAACAGAGUAGCCACAGGCUCCUACAGGUUCAACUGGACUGACGGUAAACUUAACAGUAGCAAUCUGAUUGAGCUAUCUGGCCAAAUCACAGAGAACUUUGAUGAAGAGUUCCGCAUCCUCUAUGCUCAAUCUCUCCCACUUGACACAAGAGUUACCUCUAGUAUUCAAAACAGCAGCAUCUAUGAUUACCAACUACUCAAGCCCAAAGGAGCCUCCGGUUCCACAGCAGCAGUCUGUAAACCAAUGAGGCUGACCAGCACACCCAACAGAGCUCACAUCAAACACUCUGGAAAAGAAAGUGAGAUUGAGUGCAUUCCACUACCUGGUACAUUAAAUCUUGAAGGGAAGUGGAUUGAGAAAGAUUUUGGACAUGAUCCUACUGCUGCUGAAGACAAUCCUGUGAAUGUUGAAAACUUUGCUGUAUCUGCUAACACUGUAAUUGUGGGAACUACGACACAUACACCUGCCCAGUUUCGUCACAUGUCCACACAGACUAGCUACCUGAAUUUAGAUGACACAAUGCAAAUAAAAGCAAUCACUACUCCUCAGGAUUCUUGCACCAUAGCCCUAAACUCUGCCUGCAGUAAAAAGACAAGCAGCCCUAGCCAUUCAUCAUCUGCAUCAACAACUACCACACCCAGGGAAUGUUCAUCUCAAGUAGAGGUGCAGUACUGCCCAUACAUCAACCGCAGUAUACUUCCUACAGGCAGCAACCUGAGAGAUAGUGUAUGCAAACUGACCAAAGAACGGCAUUACCAUUUUUCAAUCAUUCGCUCCAAGCUGGACCACAUGGUAAUGAUGCUAUCCCGUGGGAGUGGGCAGAUAGAUCUUGUUGGUCGGCACCAUGGGGUGAAGGGCAGUGUGUUGGUUGGGACAUGGCCAAGGUCACGUUGUCUGCAGUAAAGGGAGCAGUCUUGGUGUCGGGAAUGUUUUGCAUUACAUUUAUUGUCUUUCAAGCUGUAAUUUAGUGGAACAUGUGUUCCAUUUAAAUACUUUAUGGGGGUUUGCCGAAGCACAUUUUAAGAGCUUGAGUAAAAAUAAUAUAGUAUAGUUAUUACAUGUUUAUUGUUAAUGUUUUUCUAGACUUUAUAUAAUUAAAGGUGGUUGGGUCUUCUUGACAGUUAAUUAUGUUUAAUAUUAAAUUUGUUCAUUUUAGUGGUAUAAUGGGAUCUUUUGUUAAUCAGGUGAUGUAAAUUGAUAAUUUACAGAAAUUGUAAAGGUUUAGUAGUAUUUUGCACAGCCAUGUUUUCACUACAUUAGAAUACAUAAGGUACUGGGUUCCUGAAAUUCUAAUUCAUAAAUCAAAGCAUUCCAAGCUUUUGCUUAAUUUAGCGGAUCAAAAAAUAGUGCAAUUCUCUACUGCAGGUGUCAAAGAUUAGAAGAAAAUUAUGAUAAUAAUAAAAUAAUUUUCUCAAUAAAAAUUGAGUUGUGUUGAGAGUAAA
Messenger RNA from Tachysurus vachellii, 2295 nucleotides. It is a transcript of the gene sack1d, whose product is annotated as family with sequence similarity 83 member D. The coding region runs from base 113 to 1756 and encodes 547 amino acids. Lineage: Eukaryota; Metazoa; Chordata; Actinopteri; Siluriformes; Bagridae. The transcript has 4 exons. Gene Ontology annotation, biological process: regulation of TOR signaling; regulation of ERK1 and ERK2 cascade; positive regulation of cell cycle G1/S phase transition. The record is from RefSeq and is a predicted model, not a curated record. Gene Ontology annotation, cellular component: cytosol; mitotic spindle pole.